Messenger RNA from Trifolium pratense (red clover), 6522 nucleotides. RefSeq lists its product as uncharacterized. Lineage: Eukaryota; Viridiplantae; Streptophyta; Magnoliopsida; Fabales; Fabaceae. The coding region runs from base 1244 to 6328 and encodes 1694 amino acids. Gene Ontology annotation, biological process: protein phosphorylation; recognition of pollen. The transcript has 17 exons. Gene Ontology annotation, molecular function: ATP binding; protein kinase activity. The record is from RefSeq and is a predicted model, not a curated record.
GAGGAGUGUAAAUAAUGAUAUUGUGAAAAAGAAAAAAUGAUGUACCCGAAACUCUUCCUUCUUCUUCCACCGCAAAUAUAGAUGAGAAAGAAGGAAAUUCCAGAAUGGAAGAUUCAUCAUUUUGAUUUUUGUUACAGCUUGGAAUAGCACCAUACAGCACAAAAUGCUUCAGAUUAUAGAUUGGAAGUUCAUCAUUUUGCUUUUAUCAAUGUGCACUGAGCAUGACUCAUUUUGGACUGGUUGUAGACUUCAUUUCUUUGUAGUCUCUUUGGAGAUUGAAAUGAUCGGUACUUGGUUCUGGGAUCGGCUCAAAUUUAUAAGGGACUAGGCAUCAGUUUUAAGGGUAAUAAUUGCAAGUUUAUGAUUGUAAAAUUGCCGUUUCUGGUACUUAAUGCCUGGUUUGCAAUCAUUGCAUAGAAAUGGAGUGAGUUUGGUAUAUUUUUGGAUAUGCUGUGGCUGAAGUGUUUUAGAGGUUGUUAUCAACUUCUGCAUGCUAGUAGAGCUCUUUACAUGUGAUUGAUUGACUAAUUUGAAGGCCAUGACUUCAGGGGAACGGUUGACAAACAACUCAUCUUGUUCAUGUCUUCUGUUAUUGGCCUUCUUAAGCAAUCUAACCUUAAUCAUAAUAUCUGUUUAUAGCUUUUCCUAUUAAAGAAUUGAGUUCUCAAAUAUUAAAAGUUCUUAUAAACUGCUGUAGCAAGUCAAACUGGUGGUACACCAGUACACUGUAUCCAAAGUUCUGCACCCUAAUAUUCACCUAGUCGGUGACCUGGUUUAAUGAAAAUGUCACCAUUUUUCUUUAAUAGUUUAUAAAAUCUUUGACUUUUAUGAUUAAAUUAAAUUAACUAUUUUAUCUUAAACUAGAUGAGGUUGCUUUUGUUCUAAAACAUGAAUGAUUCAAAGUUUUAGUUUUAGAAAGCAUUGGACAACUGGUAUUAUUUUAUCAAAUUAUGUGAGGCAAUUGCCUAAGGAAAAUUUGAAUAUAGGAAUAAGUUGAUUUAAUGUAAUCAUAUAGAGAGGGAACGCAAAAUAUUAAUAAAUGGUGAAAUGUUUCUCCAAUCUUUUACUGUGAAUCUGAUAUAAUUAAAUAAAAAAAAAACAUUAUAUUUCAAAUGGUAGCAAUCUUCAGAACCCUUCCUUGUGACUGACUUUAAGAAGUAUCUAUCAAUUCUUAAUAAAUAACGAACGGUGGCCGUUUAUCUAUCAUAGUGUAACUAUUGAAGAUAUACUGUUCAUCUCCCAAAUGGAUUUCAGCUACUGUGCAUAUUUGGUCUCUGUAUUGUUCAUUUUGUGUUGCUAUUUGUUACAAGUUAGUGUUGGUAUAGAUACCAUCACAUCAUCUCAAUUCAUCAAGGACCCUGAAACACUAAUAUCCAACGAUGGUAACUUCACCUUUGGAUUCUUUAGCCCAAUAAAUUCUACAAAUCGCUACGUUGGAAUUUGGUGGAAAUCUCAAUCUACAAUCAUAUGGGUAGCAAACAGAAAUCAACCACUGAAUGAUUCUAAUGGGAUUGUCACAAUAUCUGAAGAUGGAAAUCUUGUGGUAUUAAAUGAACAGAAUCGAGUCAUUUGGUCAUCAAAUGUUUCCAACAUAGCAUCCAAUACUAGUUGUCAGUUUUCAGACUUUGGUAACCUUGUCCUUUUGGAGAGCACAACUGGAAACAUCUUAUGGCAGAGUAUUCAGCAACCUUCGGAUACAUUAUUGCCUGGCAUGAAACUUUCAAUCAACACAAGAACAGGUAAGAGUGUAAAACUCAAAUCAUGGAAAAGCCCUUCUGGCCCAUCUGUUGGAAACUUCUCUUGUGGUACUGUUGAACACCUACAUAUAAUUGAAGUGUUCAUUUGGAAUAAUACUCUUCCAUAUUGGCGCAGUGGUCCUUGGAAUGGCGGGGUCUUCACUGGGAUACAGACAAUGACAGUGGCAUAUUUUUUUGGUUUUCGAGGGGGUGAUGAUGGAGAAGGGAAUACUAACAUAUAUUAUACAAUACAAAAUGAUGAGGAAUUUUUUAUCUAUCACCUGAAUUCGCAAGGAAAAUUAGAAGAAACAUGGUGGGAUGAUGAAAAGAAAGAAAAGCUAGUUACAUGGACAAGCAGAGAAUCAGAGUGUGAUGUUUAUGGUAUAUGUGGGGCAUUUGCAAGCUGUAAUUCAUUGAGCUCACCAAUAUGUAGCUGUUUGAGAGGAUUUGAACCCCGAAAUAUUCAAGAAUGGAAUAUACAUAUCUGGACCGGUGGGUGUGUUAGGAGGACACCUUUGCAGUGUGAAAGGGUCAACAAUAAAACCAAAAGUACAAAGGAAGAUGGGUAUUUGAAACUUCGGAUGGUUAAAGUUCCAGAUUUUGCUGAAGGUUUAGCUGUUACACCAGAUAUAUGCAGAAGCCUAUGUUUGGAGAAUUGCUCUUGCCUUGCAUAUUCUCAUGAGGCUGUGAUUGGCUGUAUGACUUGGACUGGGAAUCUACUUGACAUACAACAACUCGAAAGUGGAGGACUUGAUCUAUAUGUUCGCGUAGCAUAUGCAGAACUUGAUCGAGGGAGAAACAAGACAAUCAUCAUUGUAAGCACAGUGAUUAUUGGAACUCUCAUAGUUGUCAUUUUUGCAUAUAUAAUCUGGAGAAGGACAUCAAACCACCCAGCUAAACUGUGGCUUUUUACUAAAUCAGCAAGGAAAAAGAACAACCAAGCUUUCCAACGUUUUAAAAAAGGUGGAUCACCAGAAGGAUAUGCUAGUGACAAUGUAUUUGGAGAAAUGUCCCAAGUUAAACUACAAGAGCUAUUAAUAUUUGAUUUUGAAAAGCUCGCAACUGCCACAAACAACUUCCACUUAUCCAACAAACUUGGACAGGGUGGUUUUGGUCCUGUAUACAAGGGGAAACUACAAGAUGGUCGGGAAAUAGCUGUUAAAAGACUAUCUAGAGCAUCUGGACAAGGGCUGGAGGAAUUCAUGAAUGAAGUUGUGGUGAUUUGUAAGCUUCAACACCGCAAUCUUGUAAGACUUCUUGGUUGCUGUAUUGAAGGUGAUGAAAAGAUGUUGAUGUAUGAGUACAUGCCAAACAAAAGUUUGGAUGCAUUCAUCUUUGAUCCAUCAAAAAAUAAACUCCUAGACUGGAGGACACGGUGUAGCAUAAUAGAUGGAAUUGCUCGAGGAUUGCUAUAUCUUCACAGAGAUUCUAGACUAAGAAUUAUUCACAGAGAUUUGAAGGCAAGUAAUAUUUUGUUAGACGACGAGCUGAAUCCGAAAAUAUCAGACUUUGGUAUGGCUAGAAUCUUUGGUGGGGGAGAAGAUCAGGCCAAUACUAACAGGAUUGUUGGAACUUAUGGCUAUAUGUCUCCUGAAUAUGCAAUGCAAGGAUUAUUUUCAGAGAAGUCAGAUGUUUUUAGCUUUGGUGUUUUGAUACUAGAGAUUGUUACCGGGAGAAGGAACUCAAGUUUUUAUGACAAUGACCAUGCUCCGAGCCUUUUAGGAUCUGUGUGGAUAAAAUGGAGGGAUGACAAUAUUUUAUCUCUCAUAGAUGAAGGAAUAUAUGAUCCUAGUCAUCAUAAUUACAUUUUAAGGUACAUACGUAUAGGACUUUUGUGCACACAAGAACUUGCUGUAGAUAGGCCCACUAUGGCUGCAGUAAUUUCUAUGCUUAACAGUGAAACUGCAUUACUUCCAUCUCCUAGUAAGCCUGCAUUUAUCCUGAUGAAGAAUAUGUUGAAUCCAAAUGGGCCUGAAGAAUGUCAAAGUGGUAGUUCUAUCAAUAAUAUCAGUAUUACAGAUAUCUAUGGCAGAUACAAGUCAGACUGGCUUAUGUAUCAUAGUCUAACUGUUGAUCAUAUAAUGGGUUUCAGCUGCUGUUCAAAUCUGUUCUUUGUUUGGUUCAUUCUGUUUUUCUAUUUUUUACAAGUUUGUAUUUCUAUAGACACCAUCACAUCAUCUCAAUUUAUCAAGGACCCUGAUACUCUACUCUCCAAAGAUAGUAACUAUGCCUUGGGAUUCUUUAGCCCUGAAAAUUCUACAAAUCGCUACGUUGGAAUUUGGUGGAAGUCUAAAUCCACAAACAUAUGGGUGGCAAACAGAAACCAACCACUGAAUGAUUCUAAUGGGAUUGUCACAAUAUCUGAAGAUGGUAAUCUAGUGGUGUUAAAUGGACAGAAACAAGUCAUGUGGUCAUCGAAUGUAUCCAGUAUAGCAUCCAAUACAACGUCCAAGUUUUCAGACAAUGGUAACCUUGUCCUUUUGGAGAGCACAACUGGAAACAUCUUAUGGCAGAGUAUUCAGCAACCUUCGGAUACGUUACUGCCUGGGAUGAAACUAUCAAUCAACAAAAGAACAGGUAAGAGUGUCAAACUUAAAUCAUGGAAAAGCCCUUCUGAUCCAUCUGAUGGGAGUUUCUCUUCUAGUAUUGUUGAACGCCGAAAUAUACUUGAAGUGUUUAUUUGGAAUGAAACUCGACCAUACUGGCGCAGUGGUCCUUGGAAUGGUGGGGUCUUUACAGGGAUAGAUACUAUGGUGGCUGCAUAUUAUAACGGUUUUCAAGGUGGAGAUGAUGGAGAAGGGAAUAUUAAUAUAUAUUAUACAAUCCCAGAUGGUAAGGUUUUCUUGUUCUAUAACCUCAAUUCACAAGGAAUUUUAGAUGAAAAAUCGUGGGAUGAGGAGAAGAAAGAAGUGCAAGUUACAUGGACUAGCCGAAAGUCGGAGUGUGAUGUUUAUGGUAUAUGUGGGGCAUUUGCAAGAUGCAGUUCAUUGAGCACACCAAUAUGCAGUUGUUUGAAAGGAUUUGAACCCUUGAGCAUUCAAGAAUGGAAUAGAAACAACUGGACUGGUGGGUGUGUUAGGAGGACACCUUUGCAGUGUGAAAGGGUCAUCAACAAAACAACAACUACAAAGAAAGAUGGGUUUUUGAAAUUGCACGCGGUUAAAGUUCCAGAUUUUGGCGAAGGUUUAGCUGUUACGCCAGAUAUUUGCCGAAGCUUGUGCUUGGAGAAUUGUUCUUGCACUGCAUAUUCUAACGAUGCUGGGAUCGGCUGUAUGUCUUGGACAGGGAAUUUAAUUGACAUAGAACAGCUCCAAAUUGGAGGACUUGAUCUAUAUUUUCGCGUUUCCCACGCAGAGCUUGAUAGCGGGGGAAACCAAACAAUCAUCAUUACAAUUUCAGUGAUAAUAGGAACUCUCGCAAUUUCCAUUUGUGCAUAUAUCAUGUGGAGAAAGAACUCAGCUAAAUUGUGGCACUCUAUCAAAUCAACAAGGAUAACAAACAACAAUGCUUUUCGACUAUUUUAUAAAGGUGGAACAUCAGAAGUUCAUACUUGUGACAAUGUAAAUGGAGAACUAUCCCAAGUUAAACUACAUGAGCUAUUACUAUUUGAUUUUGAAAAGCUUGCAACCGCCACAAACAACUUCCACUUGUCCAACAAACUUGGACAGGGUGGUUUUGGUCCAGUAUACAAGGGAAAACUGCAAGAUGGUCAAGAAAUUGCAGUUAAAAGACUUUCUAGAGCAUCUGGCCAAGGGCUUGAAGAAUUCACGAAUGAAGUUGUAGUCCUUUGUAAGCUUCAACACCGUAAUCUUGUAAGACUUCUUGGCUGCUGUGUUGACGGUGAUGAAAAGAUGUUGAUGUAUGAGUACAUGCCAAACAAAAGUUUGGAUGCAUUUAUAUUUGAUCCAUCAAAAAAUAAACUUCUAGAUUGGGGAACACGGUAUAAAAUUAUAGAUGGAAUAGCUCGAGGAUUGUUGUAUCUUCACAGAGAUUCGAGACUAAGAAUUAUACACAGAGAUUUGAAGGUAAGUAAUAUCUUGUUAGACGAUGAGCUGAAUCCAAAAAUAUCUGACUUUGGUAUGGCUAGGAUCUUUGGAGGGAGAGAAGAUCAUGCAAAUACUAAUAGGGUUGUCGGAACUUAUGGCUAUAUGUCUCCCGAAUACGCAAUGCAAGGACAUUUUUCAGAGAAAUCAGACGUUUUUAGCUUUGGUGUUUUGAUACUAGAAAUCAUUACUGGUAGAAGGAACUCAAGCUGUUGUGACAAUGAGCAUGCUCUGACUCUUUUAGGAUUUGUCUGGAUUCAAUGGAAGGAAGACAAUGUUUUAUCGUUCAUAGAACCAGAAAUAUACGAUCAUAGUCAUCAUAAGAAUAUUUUGAGAUGCAUACAUAUAGGACUUUUAUGUGUACAAGAAUCAGCCGUAGACAGGCCUACAAUGGCAACAGUAAUUUCGAUGCUUAACAGUGAGGUUGCAUCUCUUCCUCCUCCAAAUGAACCUGCAUUCAUCUUGAGGCAGAAUAUGUUGAAUCCAAAGUCACCCGAAGAAAAUGAAAGUAUUAACAAUGUUAGCAUUACAGAGGUAUAUGGUAGAUAGCAUAAUUUGUGAGAUAAGAAAACUCUGCUGUAAUGGAAGACAUUCAUAUGACUCUUUAUGUGUGCAAAGAUUCAAAGAUUUCACAAAAUGCUCCAUCCCUAAUGUUGCAUGCUGUUACUAAUAUCUAGAAUAGAUGCUCCAUCCAGAAUUAAUUUAUUCAAGAGUUUCUGUUUCAAAAAAAAUUUAUUCAAGAG